CGCGAUUGAUAGGAAAAUUUUAAAAGUCCCAAAUAUUUACACACAUUUCUCGAGUUUUUAAGUUUAAAAGCGAAAUUUAAUCAAGAUGCCGAAGCCAAUCGCAAGUCAGGAGGAUGAAGAUCCCACCCCUUACUUGUUCGUGUCUUUGGAACAAAGACGUAUCGAUCAAUCGAAACCCUAUGACUCGAAGAAGAACUGCUGGGUGCCCGAUGAGAAGGAGGGUUAUCUCCUUGGUGAAAUCAAGGCCACCAAGGGUGAUAUCGUCUCCGUUGGCUUGCCUGGUGGAGAGACAAGAGACUUCAAGAAAGAUCAGCUCCAGCAAGUGAACCCUCCAAAAUACGAAAAAGCCGAGGAUAUGUCUAACUUGACAUACCUUAACGAUGCCUCUGUGCUCCAUAACUUGAGACAGAGAUACUACAACAAGCUCAUCUAUACCUACUCAGGUCUUUUCUGCGUUGCCAUCAAUCCUUACAAGCGCUACCCUGUGUAUACCAACCGUUGCGCUAAGAUGUACCGUGGCAAGCGCCGUAAUGAAGUGCCACCCCAUAUUUUCGCCAUCUCUGAUGGUGCCUACGUGGACAUGUUGACCAAUCACGUUAAUCAAUCUAUGUUGAUUACCGGUGAGUCUGGUGCCGGUAAGACUGAGAACACCAAGAAGGUAAUUGCUUACUUCGCCACCGUUGGUGCAUCGACCAAGAAGGAUGAGUCACAGAAGAACAAGGGUUCCCUGGAAGAUCAGGUUGUGCAAACUAACCCUGUGCUUGAGGCUUUCGGUAACGCUAAGACCGUGCGUAACGAUAACUCUUCCCGUUUCGGUAAAUUCAUCCGUAUUCACUUCGGUCCCACUGGUAAACUGGCUGGUGCUGAUAUUGAGACUUAUCUGUUGGAGAAGGCUCGUGUCAUCUCUCAGCAAUCUCUGGAGCGUUCUUACCACAUUUUCUACCAGAUCAUGUCUGGCUCCGUGGCCGGUGUGAAAGACAUUUGUCUGUUGACCGAUAACAUCUACGAUUACCACAUUGUAUCCCAGGGCAAGGUUACUGUGCCCAGUAUCGAUGAUGCUGAGGAAUUCUCCCUCACAGAUCAAGCCUUCGACAUCUUGGGCUUCACCAAGCAAGAGAAGGAGGAUGUGUACAGAAUCACCGCCGCUGUCAUGCACAUGGGUGGCAUGAAGUUCAAGCAACGUGGUCGCGAGGAGCAGGCUGAACAGGAUGGUGAAGAGGAGGGUGGUCGUGUAUCGAAAUUGUUCGGUUGCGAUACCGCUGAGUUGUACAAGAACUUGUUGAAGCCCCGCAUCAAGGUCGGUAACGAGUUCGUCACCCAGGGUCGUAACGUCCAACAGGUCACCAACUCGAUCGGUGCCCUCUGCAAGGGUGUGUUCGAUCGUCUCUUCAAAUGGCUGGUCAAGAAGUGUAACGAGACUCUGGAUACUCAGCAGAAGCGUCAGCAUUUCAUUGGUGUGCUGGAUAUUGCUGGUUUUGAAAUCUUCGAUUACAACGGUUUCGAGCAACUGUGUAUUAACUUCACCAACGAGAAGUUGCAACAAUUCUUCAACCAUCACAUGUUCGUUUUGGAGCAAGAAGAAUACAAGCGUGAAGGCAUUGAUUGGGCCUUCAUUGAUUUCGGUAUGGACUUGUUGGCCUGUAUCGAUUUGAUUGAAAAGCCUAUGGGUAUCUUGUCCAUCCUGGAAGAAGAGUCUAUGUUCCCCAAGGCCACCGAUCAGACCUUCUCGGAGAAGCUGACCAACACCCAUUUGGGUAAAUCAGCUCCAUUCCAGAAGCCCAAGCCUCCAAAGCCCGGCCAGCAGGCUGCCCACUUUGCCAUUGGCCAUUAUGCUGGUGUUGUCGCCUAUAACAUCACCGGUUGGUUGGAGAAGAACAAGGAUCCUUUGAACGACACUGUUGUCGAUCAGUUCAAGAAGUCGCAGAACAAGCUGCUUAUCGAAAUCUUUGCUGAUCAUGCUGGUCAGUCUGGUGGCGGUGAACAGGCUAAGGGCGGUCGUGGCAAGAAGGGCGGUGGCUUCGCUACUGUCUCAUCGGCCUACAAGGAGCAGUUGAACAGCUUGAUGACCACUCUGCGUUCCACACAGCCUCACUUCGUCCGUUGCAUCAUUCCCAACGAAAUGAAGCAGCCUGGUCUUGUUGAUGCUCACUUGGUUAUGCACCAGCUGACAUGUAACGGUGUGCUUGAAGGUAUCCGUAUUUGCCGUAAAGGUUUCCCCAACAGAAUGGUCUACCCCGAUUUCAAGAUGCGCUACCAAAUCCUGAACCCCAAGGGUAUCAAGGGUCUUGAUGAUCCCAAGAAAUGCACGAAGAUCCUUAUCGAAUCGACCGAAUUGAACGAUGAUCAAUACCGUUUGGGUAACACAAAGGUGUUCUUCCGUGCCGGUGUCCUGGGUCAGAUGGAGGAGUUCCGUGAUGAGCGUUUGGGCAAGAUUAUGUCCUGGAUGCAAGCCUGGGCUCGUGGUUACUUGUCCCGCAAGGGCUUCAAGAAGCUGCAAGAACAGCGUGUUGCCCUCAAGGUUGUGCAACGCAACUUGCGCAAAUACUUGCAACUGCGUACCUGGCCAUGGUACAAACUGUGGCAGAAGGUCAAGCCUUUGCUCAACGUCAGCCGUAUUGAGGAUGAAAUUGCCCGUCUGGAGGAGAAGGCAAAGAAGGCUGAGGAAUUGCAUGCCGCUGAAGUGAAAGUACGCAAGGAGUUGGAGGCUCUCAAUGCCAAAUUGUUGGCUGAGAAGACCGCCCUGUUGGACUCCCUGUCCGGCGAGAAGGGUCAGUUGCAGGACUUCCAGGAGCGCAACGCUAAGUUGACCGCCCAGAAGAACGACCUCGAGAACCAGCUGCGCGACAUCCAAGAGCGCCUGACUCAGGAGGAAGAUGCCCGCAACCAACUGUUCCAACAGAAGAAGAAGGCCGACCAGGAGAUCUCUGGCUUGAAGAAGGAUAUCGAAGAUCUGGAAUUGAACAUCCAGAAGGCCGAGCAAGACAAGGCCACCAAGGAUCACCAGAUCCGCAACUUGAACGACGAGAUCGCCCACCAGGAUGAGCUCAUCAACAAGUUGAACAAGGAGAAGAAGAUGCAGGGUGAGACCAACCAGAAGACUGGUGAGGAACUCCAGUCCGCUGAGGACAAGAUUAACCACUUGAACAAGGUUAAGGCCAAGCUCGAACAGACCCUCGAUGAACUCGAGGACUCUCUGGAGCGUGAGAAGAAGGUGCGCGGUGAUGUUGAGAAGUCCAAGCGCAAGGUUGAGGGUGACCUUAAGUUGACUCAGGAGGCUGUCGCUGAUCUUGAGCGCAACAAGAAGGAGUUGGAACAGACCAUCCAACGCAAGGACAAGGAAUUGUCUUCCAUCACUGCCAAGCUCGAGGAUGAGCAAGUUGUUGUUGGCAAGCACCAGCGCCAGAUCAAGGAACUGCAAGCCCGCAUCGAAGAGCUCGAGGAAGAGGUUGAGGCUGAGCGUCAAGCUCGCGCCAAGGCCGAGAAACAGCGUGCCGAUUUGGCCCGCGAAUUGGAGGAAUUGGGCGAGCGUCUGGAAGAGGCUGGCGGUGCCACCUCUGCCCAGAUUGAGCUCAACAAGAAGCGUGAGGCUGAGCUCAGCAAAUUGCGUCGUGAUCUUGAGGAAGCCAACAUCCAGCAUGAGUCUACCCUCGCCAACCUGCGCAAGAAGCACAACGAUGCUGUCGCUGAGAUGGCCGAGCAAGUUGAUCAGCUCAACAAGCUGAAGGCUAAGGCUGAGAAGGAGAAGAACGAGUACUACGGCCAAUUGAACGAACUGCGUGCCGGUGUUGACCACAUUACCAACGAGAAGGCUGCCCAAGAAAAGAUUGCCAAGCAGUUGCAGCACACCCUCAACGAAGUCCAAUCCAAAUUGGAUGAGACCAACCGCACUCUGAACGACUUCGAUGCCAGCAAGAAGAAGUUGUCCAUUGAGAACUCCGAUCUGUUGCGCCAGCUGGAGGAAGCCGAAUCCCAGGUUUCGCAGUUGUCCAAGAUCAAGAUCUCCCUGACCACCCAGUUGGAAGAUACCAAGCGUCUGGCUGAUGAGGAAUCUCGCGAGCGCGCCACUUUGUUGGGCAAGUUCCGCAACUUGGAGCACGACCUCGACAACCUGCGCGAACAGGUUGAGGAGGAGGCUGAGGGUAAGGCUGAUUUGCAGCGUCAAUUGAGCAAGGCCAACGCCGAAGCCCAGGUCUGGCGUAGCAAGUACGAAUCGGACGGUGUUGCCCGUUCCGAGGAGUUGGAGGAAGCCAAGAGGAAGUUGCAGGCCCGUUUGGCUGAGGCUGAAGAGACCAUUGAGUCCCUCAACCAGAAGUGCAUUGGUCUGGAGAAGACCAAGCAGCGUCUGUCCACUGAAGUGGAGGAUCUGCAAUUGGAAGUGGACCGUGCCAACGCCAUUGCCAACGCCGCCGAGAAGAAGCAGAAGGCAUUCGACAAGAUCAUUGGCGAAUGGAAACUCAAGGUCGAUGAUUUGGCCGCUGAAUUGGAUGCUUCCCAGAAGGAGUGCCGCAACUACUCCACUGAAUUGUUCCGUCUCAAGGGUGCCUAUGAGGAGGGACAGGAGCAGCUUGAGGCUGUGCGUCGUGAGAACAAGAACUUGGCUGAUGAAGUCAAGGAUCUGCUUGACCAGAUCGGUGAGGGUGGCCGCAACAUCCACGAAAUCGAGAAGGCUCGCAAGCGUCUUGAAGCCGAAAAGGAUGAACUCCAGGCUGCUUUGGAAGAGGCUGAGGCCGCUCUUGAGCAGGAGGAGAACAAGGUUCUGCGCGCUCAAUUGGAAUUGUCCCAAGUCCGCCAGGAAAUCGAUCGCCGUAUCCAGGAGAAGGAAGAGGAAUUCGAGAACACCCGCAAGAACCACCAGCGCGCUCUCGACUCCAUGCAGGCCUCCCUCGAAGCCGAAGCCAAGGGCAAGGCUGAGGCCCUGCGCAUGAAGAAGAAGUUGGAAGCCGACAUCAACGAAUUGGAGAUUGCUCUGGAUCAUGCCAACAAGGCUAACGCCGAGGCCCAGAAGAACAUCAAGCGCUACCAACAGCAGUUGAAGGAUAUCCAGACCGCUCUGGAGGAAGAACAGCGUGCCCGCGAUGAUGCCCGUGAACAGUUGGGCAUCUCUGAGCGUCGUGCCAAUGCUCUGCAGAACGAACUCGAGGAGUCCCGCACUCUGUUGGAGCAGGCCGACCGUGGCCGUCGCCAAGCCGAACAGGAAUUGGCCGAUGCCCACGAGCAGUUGAACGAAGUUUCUGCCCAGAACGCUUCCAUCUCUGCUGCCAAGAGGAAAUUGGAGUCUGAGCUCCAGACCCUCCACUCCGACUUGGAUGAGCUCCUGAACGAAGCCAAGAACUCCGAAGAGAAGGCCAAGAAGGCUAUGGUUGAUGCCGCCCGCCUGGCUGAUGAACUCCGUGCCGAGCAGGAUCAUGCCCAGACCCAGGAGAAAUUGAGAAAGGCCCUGGAACAGCAAAUCAAGGAAUUGCAAGUCCGUCUGGAUGAGGCUGAGGCCAACGCCCUUAAGGGUGGCAAGAAGGCCAUUCAGAAGUUGGAGCAACGCGUCCGCGAAUUGGAGAACGAAUUGGACGGUGAGCAGCGCCGUCAUGCUGAUGCCCAGAAGAACCUGCGCAAGUCCGAGCGUCGCGUCAAGGAAUUGAGCUUCCAGUCUGAGGAGGACCGCAAGAACCACGAGCGCAUGCAAGAUCUGGUCGACAAACUGCAACAGAAGAUCAAGACAUACAAGAGGCAGAUUGAGGAAGCCGAGGAAAUCGCUGCCCUCAACUUGGCCAAAUUCCGCAAGGCCCAGCAGGAGCUCGAGGAAGCCGAGGAGCGUGCCGAUCUGGCUGAGCAGGCAAUUAGCAAAUUCCGUGCCAAGGGACGUGCCGGUUCGGUUGGACGUGGUGCCAGCCCAGCGCCGACAGCGUCAAAGGGUGGCCGCAAAGGCGCGCUGCUGGAGCUGGAGUAAGAAUUUAACAGUUAAAACAAAGAUAAAUGCCAAAAAAAGAAAGAAACAAAAAAUUUAAAGAAUACCAAAGUAUAACUCAUCUAGAAAUCUUUUGAAACAUUUCCCCGUGCGACGUCCGUUAGGCCACAAUUCGACGGUUUGGCUUUCCCACCCAGAUUCGACCUUGCUCCUGAAAACGAAUUCUAAAUGCCAUUUCAACAAUUUUUUAUUUUAAACAAUUUUUUAAUUUAAA
Molecule: messenger RNA, 6173 nt
Organism: Drosophila willistoni
Lineage: Eukaryota; Metazoa; Arthropoda; Insecta; Diptera; Drosophilidae
Gene: Mhc
Product: myosin heavy chain, muscle
Exons: 18
Coding region: 86-5941 (1951 amino acids)
Cellular component (GO): myosin complex
Molecular function (GO): ATP binding; cytoskeletal motor activity; actin filament binding
Source: RefSeq, a predicted model, not a curated record